This is a messenger RNA of Zea mays, 3759 nucleotides long. RefSeq lists its product as uncharacterized. The coding region runs from base 86 to 3283 and encodes 1065 amino acids. Gene Ontology annotation, cellular component: peroxisomal membrane. Gene Ontology annotation, biological process: peroxisome fission. Lineage: Eukaryota; Viridiplantae; Streptophyta; Magnoliopsida; Poales; Poaceae. The record is from RefSeq and is a predicted model, not a curated record. The transcript has 4 exons.
AAACACGAUGUUGACAAUGCUACAAUAUAUUUUUUUCUUCAACGAGGUAUACAAACCAUAUUCCGUGAGCAAAAAUUGAGGCGACAUGAAUGAAAAACGAUUCGUCGUCGCUCUCUCCCAAACGUUGGUUCGAACCGGGACGAAACCCCAGUCCCCUAUGCGACCGCGGCAAAGGUUCGACCGCCGCAUCAAACACGCAAUCGCCGCCAGCUCGGUCUGCGGCCCCGCACCGGUGUUCUACCGUUUGGAUGCCAAGGUGAACGCCGGCCGCCAUGGCCUCCAUCGAGCCCCGCAAUCCUACGCCGGCAGAACACCGGUGCGGGGCCGCGGCCGCCGCUCACCAACCGGCCCGCGACUUCCUCGCCCACCGCGACGGCGUCGACAAGCUCCUCAAGAUCUUCCGCUACGCCACGCCCCUCGCACUCGCCGCUGGGGCCCCGGCGCCUCCGCCCGCCUCAAGUCUUUCGAGUCCAGCGUCGUCCUCAGCCGCAAGGGUUUCCGUCUCGGCAAGUUCGUGCAGUCCCUCCGCGCCCACCCGCACCUUCCCCCGGCGCUUGCGCUACUCGCCUACGGCAGUGAGGGCGUCUACUACUUCGUCGAGCAGUUCGUCUGGCUCGCCAAGGCCGGGAUCCUGCCUGCGCACCUGCUCGCCAAGUUAUUGUUGAAGCCUGAAGGGAUGGGCACUGGAGAGGGGUCGCCGCCGGCGAGGCGGGGCAUCAGCGGUAGGCGCCGUCGAUGGCCGGACGAGGACGACGACGAGUAUGUGCUGGAGGAGGAAGAAGAAGAGGAUUAUGUGGAGGAGCUCUCCGCCUCGAGCGCCGGCGAGGAGGGGGUGGAUUCAGACGCCGAGUACCAGGAGGCAGAGGAGGAGGACGAGAUCGAGAAGCCGCGCCCAAAGCGACCAGCGAAGGGCAUCACAUCGAGCGCCGGCGAGAGGGGAUUGGAUUCAGACGCCGAAUACCAGGAGGCAGAGGAGGACGACGAGAUCGAGCCGCCGCGCCUGAAGCGACCGGCCAAGGGCAGCACAUCGAGCGCGGGUGAGGAGGGGUUGGAUUCAGACGCCGAAUACCAGGAGGCAGAGGAGGACGAGAUGGAGACGCCGCGCCCAAAGCGACCGGCGAAGGACAGCACAUCGAGCGCCGGCGAGGAUGGGUUGGAUUCAGACGCCGAAUACCAGGAGGCAGAGGAGGAGGACGACGACGAAAUCGAGACGCCGCGCCCGAAGCGACGGGCAAAGGGCAGCAACAGAGUACGGAAAGGAAAGGUGGAUCUGGCCGCCGCACGAUCUCGACGCCGGAAGUAUGAGGAGGACGAGGACUACGAGGAGGAGGUUGACGAAGACGACGAGGUGGAGGAGGAGUACCAUGAUGACCUUGAGGAGGUCGAGGAGGAGGAAGAAGUGGCACCACAGCGGCCGAAGAGCAUUGUGAAAUGCGGUGCCCGUGGCCGGAAUGUGAAGCUGUCUCUGGCAGCGAAGCGAUCUCAUCAGCGGAAGCAGGAGGAUGAUGAGGAUAUGGAUUUUGACCCAGAGUUGGAUGACGAGGAGGUCGAGAUAGAUGAGGAUAUUGAUUUUGAUCCCGAUGUCGAUGGUGACGAGGAGGAUGAGUAUCAAGACGAGGAGGAAGAGGAACUGGUUCCUGCCCGUGCCAGAAAGGUAACUGUAAAGAAUCCGGUGAAGCGAAAGUCCAUUUCAAAGAGGCGAACACCAAAGAAGAAGAAGAAAAAUAGGGGAUCUAAGGUUUCUAGGCGGAAGGGGGCUUCAGCUAAAGUGAAGAAAUCAGCACCUGUUAGGAGGCGGAGAAAGCGUUCAGUGAUAGAUGAUUACGAGGAUGAGGAUGUGGAUGAUGACGAUGACGACGACUUCAUUGUCGACGAUGAGGUCAUUGUGAAUCGGCACCCCAAGAAGAAGGCCAGGAUAGGGAGUGGGAGGGAGACAGUGGUGGACCCUCAAGUAUCUAUUGAGGAAGAGACAUGGCCAGACCUUGAGUCAGACUCAUCGGACUUUGAGUUUGCGACGUCCGAUGAAGAACCUAACAAUGUUGAAACACCUGUAGCUGAGCAGACUACAGUCAGAAAAGGGAGGAAGAAGAGGAUAUCUGAGUCAGAGUCAUCCUCAGAUUCUGAAUUUGUUGUAUCAGGUAAGGAAUUGGAAGAAUUGAGGGAGCCUGAGCCUCCAAAGGCUGCACCAAAUCUGCAUGUGUCCUUGAGAAGGAUUUGUAUUACAAGGCAUGGAGAAGGCAAGGGAAAGGAGAAACAGGAACAGGAGGAGGCUGGGAAGCCAAUAUGCGGGAUCUGUCUCUCGGAGGAGCUGAGAGCUACUGUACAAGGUGUCCUCAAUUGUUGCUCACACUAUUUUUGCUUCGCAUGCAUCAUGGAAUGGUCUAGGGUUGAGUCGAGAUGCCCAUUGUGCAAGCAGCGGUUCACUACAAUCACCAAGUCAUCAAAGGUAGAUCUUGGUCUUGGAGUGAGAAAAGCUGUAGUCAAGGUCGAAGAGCGUGAUCAGGUUUAUCAGCCCACUGAAGAAGAAAUAAGGCGUUGGCUAGACCCAUAUGAAAAUGUUGUUUGUAUAGAGUGCAAUCAAGGUGGCGAUGAUAAUCUCAUGCUACUAUGUGACAUUUGUGAUUCCUCAGCACAUACUUAUUGUGUUGGCUUGGGUAGAGAAGUGCCCGAAGGAAACUGGUACUGUGGAGGAUGUAGACUCGGUGACGAGGGACCAUCAUAUACUGGAAUUCAGCGUACAGUAGCUUAUGAAAGACAAAAUUACAGAAGUCAUGUCGGUAGUUCUGUAAGUUUUGGCAUGGCUGUACCAGGCGGUACAUUUGAAAGGCCGUCAUCAAUCAAUCCUCGCCAUUCUUUUCAAGGGAUUGAUCUAAAUCUAUCUCCAAGAGAGUUUCCCGGAGAAUCACAUCCUGCUGAAUCACAAGUUUCAACUGAUAGCGUAUCAACUCCCACUGGAAGAGCUGGAAGAACUAUUUCAGGAAGGCGUGAAUUACAACGGUACAUUCAGAGUUUGUUCAGACCAAGUCUACCUAGUAGACCAGACACGUACCACAAUAUUGCGCAGAACAGUGGUGGUGUAUCAAGAAAUGAACCGAACCGCUGGAACUUCCCUUCUUCAUCAGAAGCAAACACAUCACAGAAUCUGCCUGAUGGCAUUCAGAACCAUCACAGUGACCUUCCAUUUGUUCAAGCUCACAGCAAUUUUGCUCCAUUUAUGUCCCCAGAUGGGGAUGAUUUCCAGCAAAUUGAGGGUGUCAAGAGCAACCUCAGGAACAUGCAGUAGAGCCCUUACGGCGUUACUAGAAGCUCGAUUCUACCCUGUGAAGCUUACCAAGGGGGCAACAUGUGCCGUUUUAAUGGCUUGUGGAACUGAACAUAACAAAAGCUUGUGCCUGUUGCAUUCUCCCAGAAAUUGAUGUGGUUCGGCUCAUUUGCGGAGAUGUGAUGUGGUCAACGAUAUAAGAUACAUGCUCUCUUUGUUUAAGUUUAGGCAUUUUUUGUUGUCGUCAUUCUUAUUCAUUCAGUCAUUAAGCACAACCUCAGAUUACACAGCGAAGGCAUUUCUGAAUGUCUUGAUAGCUUCAAAUUUAUACAUUGUAAUAUUGUGGUAACACCAAUUUCAUUAGGCUGACCAUUCUUUUCCUCGCGAGAUGCUCUUUUGCCUACUAGGAAUGCUGAUAACUGAGCUUCCCAGCCUCUUCUAUAAUCAUAUACCGCGCGGUGGCAAACUAGCCUCGUUCGGGUACUGGCUUUCUGUUC